AUGAGUGGCUAUGAACACGGCUGGACGGAAGUACGGCAUGGCACAAAAGGCCAGCGUCUCCGCCAGCCUUUUCGGGACUGGGGAGGCGUUCCGUUGAGGAAGAAGGACCGUGCAUUUUUGGCCCCUUGUGGGCGACAGGGGGCAAUCCCCUCACCCAAACCCAAACCCAUCUGGUACCUACACGGGGUAACGGGCCACUAG
Molecule: messenger RNA, 201 nt
Organism: Xyrichtys novacula (pearly razorfish)
Lineage: Eukaryota; Metazoa; Chordata; Actinopteri; Labriformes; Labridae
Source: the annotation of a GenBank genome assembly